This is a messenger RNA of Chionomys nivalis (European snow vole), 5348 nucleotides long. RefSeq names its product E3 ubiquitin-protein ligase HERC2-like. The record is from RefSeq and is a predicted model, not a curated record. The transcript is spliced from 34 exons. Lineage: Eukaryota; Metazoa; Chordata; Mammalia; Rodentia; Cricetidae. Gene Ontology annotation, molecular function: protein binding.
GGGCCUCCGCCAGGCUUAGGCCGUGUAAUUGGUGAGCUGGGAGAGGAUGGCUGGAUCAGGGUCCAGUGGGACACGGGCAGCACUAACUCAUACAGGAUGGGUAAAGAAGGAAAGUAUGACCUCAAGCUGGUGGAGUUGCCAGUGUCAUCACAGCCCUCUGCAGAGGAUUCAGACACAGAAGAUGACUCAGAAAGCUGAACCAGGAGACAGGAGCAUCCACCCCACAGCGAUGAUGCUGACCAGCAUUAUUAACUUACUGCAGACUCUGUGUCUGUCCGUUGGUGUCCACACUGAUGUCAUGCAGAGCGAGGCCACCAAGACUUUGUGUGGACUGCUGAGAAUGUUAGUGGAAAGUGGAACAACAGAUAAGCUAUCUCCUCCAGACAGACUGGUGUGCAGGGAGCAGCACCGGAGCUGGUGUACACUGGGCUUCGUCCGGAGCAUCGCACUCACCCCGCAGGCCUGCGGGGCCCUCAGCUCCCCAAGGUGGAUCACGCUGCUCAUGAAGAUUGUGGAGGGGCAUGCGCCCUUCACUGCCGCCUCCCUGCAGAGGCAGAUCUUAGCUGUCCAUUUACUACAAGCAGUUCUUCCGUCAUGGGACAAGACGGAAAGGGCACGGGACAUGAAGUGUCUGGUGGAAAAGCUGUUUGGCUUCCUGGGCAGCUUGCUCACUACUUGUUCUUCUGAUGUCCCAUUCCUUAGAGAAUCCACAUUGAGGAAGCGGAGGGCGCGGCCGCAGGCUUCCUUGACUGCCACUCACAGCAGCACUCUGGCUGAGGAGGUGGUGGGGCUGCUCCGCACUCUGCACUCGCUCACCCAGUGGAACGGCCUCAUCAACAAAUACAUUAACUCCCAGCUCUGCUCCGUCACACACAGCUGCUCUGGGAAGACUCCAGAAAGGGCCCUGCUGGAGGACUACUUCCCAGACUCUGAGAACCUGGAAGUGGGGGGCCUCAGGGCAGUGCUGGCUGUGAUUGGAGGGAUCGAUGGCCGACUGCGCCUGGGAAGCCAGGUCAUGCAUGAUGAGUUUGGAGAGGGCACAGUGACUCGCAUCACCCCGAAGGGCAGAAUCACUGUGCAGUUCUGUGACAUGCGCAUGUGCCGAGUUUGCCCGUUGAAUCAGCUCAAACCGGGUUUCUUCAUCAGCAACUCUUUGAAGGAUUUUGUGCCCUUUCUUCAGCUCCCUGCUGUGGCCUUUAGCCUAAACAACCUGCCUUUCACGGAGCCUAUGCUUUCUGUCUGGGCUGAGUUGGUGAACCUUGCUGGAAGCAAAUUGGAAAAGCACAAAACAAAGAAAUCAGCAAAACAGGCCUUUGCAGGACAAGUAGACUUGGACCUGCUGCGCAGCCAGCAGCCGAAGCUGUACAUCCUGAAAGCAGGGCGGGCGCUGCUUUCCCACCAAGACAAACUAAGACAGUAUCUACUGUCUCAGCCCGGGACUCUACAUGCAGAUGAUGGAGCAGCUGCAUCCCCUGACCUCGGGGACAUGUCACCUGAAGGGCCACAGCCUCCGAUGAUCCUCCUGCAGCAGUUAUUGUCCUCAGCCACCCAGCCAUCUCCUGUGAAAGCCAUAUUUGAUAAACAGGAACUUGAGGCUGCUGCCUUGGCCCUCUGUCCGUGCUUGGCUGUGGAACCCACACCCCCUUCCAGUGCAGGCUGUGAAGACUGCAUCUCCAGUGAGGCCAGCACCCCAGUCUCUGCACAGCACAUCCAUCUUGCCAGGGCGAAAAAGCGCAGGCCGUCGCCAGCGCCUGCUCUGCCUAUUGUGGUGCAGCUCAUGGAAAUGGGAUUUCCUAGGAAGAAUAUAGAGUUUGCUCUGAAGUCGCUCUCCGGCACAUCUGGGAAUGCAUCUGGUUUGCCUGGUGUGGAAGCCUUGGUUGGGUGGCUACUAGACCACUCUGAUGUCCAGGUUACAGAGUUCUCGGAUGCGGACACAGUAUCUGACGAGUAUUCAGACGAGGAGGUGGUGGAAGAUGUGGACGAUACCCCAUACCCUGUGGCUGCUGGUGCUGUUGUGACUGAGAGCCAGACUUACAAGAAGCGUGCUGACUUCCUGAGUAACGAUGACUACGCUGUGUAUGUGAGAGAGAACGUUCAGGUGGGAAUGAUGGUUCGAUGCUGUCGAGCAUAUGAAGAAGUGUGUGAAGGUGAUGUGGGCAAAGUCAUCAAGCUGGACAGAGAUGGAUUGCAUGACCUCAAUGUGCAGUGUGAUUGGCAGCAGAAAGGGGGUACUUAGUGGGUUAGCUAUAUUCACGUUGAACUCAUAGGUUAUCCCCCACCGAGUUCUUCUUCUCACAUCAAGAUUGGUGAUAAAGUACGGGUCAAAGCUUCCGUAACCACACCAAAAUACAAGUGGGGAUCCGUUACUCAUCAAAGUGUGGGGCUCGUGAAAGGGCAGUCUGCAGUCUUCUGUGGCCGUUCCGGAAAGCAGCUGAAGCUCUGUCACAGCAGUCAGCCUGGAAUGCUGCUAGACAGCUGGUCGCGGAUGGUGAAGAGUCUGAAUGUGUCGUCCUCUGUGAACCAGGCCUCUCGUCUCAUUGAUGGCAGUGAGCCCUGUUGGCAAUCAUCUGGAUCCCAAGGGAAGCAUUGGAUUCGUUUGGAGAUUUUCCCAGAUGUUCUUGUUCAUAGAUUAAAAAUGAUAGUAGAUCCUGCAGACAGUAGCUACAUGCCAUCCCUGGUCGUGGUGUCAGAUUGCUUGUUUGAUUUCUUUACCUUUCUUUCCCCCCAGGUGGAAGUUCCUUAUAACCUAAUUGAACUAAAGACUAUUAAUAUCAACCAAACUGACACCACCGUGCCCCUGCUGAAUGACUGUGCCGAGUAUCACAGGUACAUUGAGAUCGCAAUAAAGCAGUGCAGGGGCUCAGGGAUCGAUUGCAAAAUUCACGGUCUCAUCCUGCUGGGACGCAUCCGGGCUGAGGAGGAGGAUUUGGCAGCGGUUCCUUUUCUGGCUUCAGAUAACGGGGAGGAGGAGGAUGACAAAGGCAGCACUGGGAGUCUCAUUAGAAAGAAGACUGCUGGGUUGGAGUCAACAGCUACAAUAAGAACCAAAGUGUUUGUGUGGGGCCUGAAUGACAAGGACCAGCUGGGUGGGCUCAAAGGCUCUAAGAUCAAGGUUCCUUCAUUCUCUGAGACUCUGUCUGCUCUGAAUGUGGUUCAGGUGGCUGGUGGAUCUAAGAGUUUGUUUGCAGUGACUGUGGAAGGGAAGGUGUACUCCUGUGGAGAAGCCACAAACGGCCGGCUGGGGCUGGCUAUGUCCAGCGGGACGGUCCCUAUUCCUCGGCAGAUCACAGCCCUCAGCAGCUACGUGGUCAAAAAGGUAGCGGUCCACUCAGGUGGCCGGCAUGCUACAGCCUUAACAGUGGAUGGGAAAGUGUUCUCGCGGGGUGAAGGUGAUGAUGGGAAACUUGGACACUUCAGUAGAAUGAACUGUGACAAGCCAAGGCGGAUUGAGGCCCCGAAAACCAAGCGCAUCAGGGACAUAGCCUGGGGCAGUUCUCACAGUGCAGCCCUGACGUCCAGCCGGGAGCUGUACACCUGGGGCCUGGGCGAGUAUGUCCGCUUGGGACACGGUGAUAAUACCACACAGCUGAAGCCCAAAAUGGUGAAAGUCCUUCUUGGUCACAGAGUAAUCCAGGUUGCGUGUGGAAGCCGAGAUGCACAGACACUGGCUCUCACUGAUGAAGGUUUGGUGUUUUCCUGGGGUGAUGGUGAUUUUGGAAAAUUGGGCCGAGGGGGAAGUGAAGGCUGUAACAUUCCCCAGAACAUCGAGAGACUAAAUGGCCAGGGUGUGUGCCAGAUUGAGUGCGGAGCUCAGUUUUCCUUGGCACUCACCAAGUCAGGAGUGGUGUGGACAUGGGGGAAAGGGGACUACUCCAGACUGGGCCACGGCUCAGAUGUGCACGUGCGGAAGCCGCAAGUGGUGGAGGGACUGAGAGGGAAGAAGAUCGUGCAUGUGGCGGUCGGAGCCCUGCACUGCCUGGCGGUCACAGACUCGGGACAGGUGUAUGCUUGGGGGGACAAUGACCAUGGCCAACAGGGCAAUGGCACGACCACAGUUAACAGAAAGCCCACCCUGGUGCAGGGCCUGGAGGGCCAGAAGAUCACUCGAGUGGCUUGUGGGUCCUCACAUAGUGUAGCCUGGACGACAGUGGACGUAGCCACGCCCUCUGUCCACGAACCUGUCCUCUUCCAGACGGAAGAGACCCGCCAGGUGCUUCCUACUUAGGUGUGUCUUCAGAUGCUGAUUCUUCUUCUGCCAGCAAUAAGAUAAAUGGUGCAAAUAACUGUAAGCCCAAUCGCCCUUCUCUUGCCAAGAUCCUCCUGUCGCUGGAAGGAAACCUGGCUAAGCAGCAGGCCUUAUCACACAUUCUUACCGCACUGCAGAUCAUGUAUGCCAGAGAUGCGGUGGUUGGAGCCCUGAUGCCAGCCGGCAUGCUCGCCCCAGUGGAAUGCCCCUCCUUCUCCUCCUCAGCACCUGCUUCUGAUGCAUCGGCAAUGGCCAGCCCCAUGAACAUAGAGGAAGGCAUGCUGGCUGCUGAUCUUGAGGACAGACUGAGUCCAAAUCUAUGGCAAGAAAAGAGAGAGAUUGUCUCUUCUGAGAUUGCUGUGACCCCUCUGCGGUGACACCAUCUGCUCCCUCGGCCUCAUCUCGGCCAUUUAUCCCAGUGACAGAUGACCCAGGAGCUGCCAGCAUCAUUGCAGAAACCAUGACCAAAACCAAAGAGGAUGUUGAAAGCCAAAGUAAAACAUCAGGUCCAGAGCCCCAGUCUUUGGAUGAGUUCACCAGUCUGCUGAUCGCUGAUGACACCCGGGUGGCCGUGGACCUGCUCAAGCUGUCAGUCUGCAGCAGGGCUGGAGACAGCGGCAGGGACGUGCUCUCGGCUGUGCUGUCGGGCAUGGACACCGCCUACCCACAGGUGGCAGACAUGUUGUUGGAGCUCUGUGUAACUGAGUUAGAAGAUGUGGCUACAGAUUCACAGAGUGGCCGUCUUUCCUCCCAGCCUGUAGUGGUAGAGAGUAGCCAUCCCUAUACAGAUGACACUUCCACCAAUGGCACGGUGAAGAUACCAGGUUUGCAUUUUUUAAAGUUCUUCCUGGAGAUUAUGAAAUCCUUGCAACCCAUCCGACCUGGGCUCUGAAGGAGACUGUCACAUUGUAUCCCAGGGUGUCCUCAAAUUCACAGUCUUCUUCCUACUCCUGUGUUGGGCUGUCAGGGUUUAGCACUGUUGAACUAAGAACUCCUCCUUCUUCUAGGCAAGUACCACGGUGAGGGUGACGAACUCCAAUGCUCAUGCAGCCGGCCCCCUUUUAGUGGCUGGCUAUAAUGUGUCUGGCUCUGUCCGCAGUGA